This is a messenger RNA of Penicillium brevicompactum, 564 nucleotides long. RefSeq names its product gamma-glutamylcyclotransferase family protein. The record is from RefSeq and is a predicted model, not a curated record. Lineage: Eukaryota; Fungi; Ascomycota; Eurotiomycetes; Eurotiales; Aspergillaceae. Bases 1 to 564 code for a protein of 187 amino acids. The transcript has 2 exons.
AUGGGUGACCAUGUCCUCUUUUUCUAUGGUACUCUGAUGGCACCUCAAGUGCUUCAUCGUGUCAUUCAUGGCAGCCCCAACCCUGAGCCCUGGCAGAAAGCCAUGAUCAGCUUCCAACCAGCCAUUCUCCACGGCUAUCGUCGCCAUCGCGUUCAACACGCUGAUUAUCCUGGUAUCCUUCCAGUUGACCAAGGAACCGGAGAGCAGUCGGCCUCUGAUGCCACUUCAGCCAGGAAGUCGGUUCUCGGUACCCUCGUCUCGGGACUAACAGAUCAAGAUGUCCGUCGCCUUGACUGCUUCGAAGGCGCAGACUAUACUCGAAAGCAGGUGGUUGUGCACAAGCUGCAGAAGUUCAAUGAAGUGUCUGGUGAUGCGUGCGCGGAAAGUUUGCCGAAGAUGCUCGAUGCGGCUCGGACCGCUGUUGCGGAUGAAGAAGAGACACCGGCAAUGACCUACGUGUGGACCUCUGGGAAGGAUUGGCUUGAAGAUGCAGAGUGGGACUUCGAGGCUUUCAAGAAAGAUAAGUUGGCAUGGUGGGCUGGGACCAUCGAGGAUGAGUUCUGA